AUGAGUGGAUGCACAAAGGGCAAUCGAGAAUGUGUAUACCCGGAUGUGCAGAAUUCGGCAAAGGGUGCAGGAAAUAAUUCCUCUAAAGUUGGACAUCCAAAGCCAUCAGAAAGCCCUGGUUCAUCCGAAGAUGAAUACGAGGACCAAGAAGUAGAACGUCUUGAGGUUAUCCAAGAUGAAGACGAGAUUGAAAGCCAAACCGAGCGACCGGAAAAUGGUUGGAAUACUAAUGCCGCCGCACCAAAUUCCCAUCCUACCAUGCGGACCAAAAGUUCUACACGGCAGAGCUCGGAAACCCCUUCAUUGAUACAAGAUAAAGGCUCUUCCCCGACGCCUUCAACAGAAGGCUCUAUUGGUUAUUCUUCAUUCGAUCAGGCGGGCGCUGGUUCUCAAUUCGAAGAAGAGACAUUCGCAAAUGACUUGGAAUCCGGCAAACUAAGGAGUAGCUGGUCGCAUUUGCCAGCUGAUCUACAGUUUUACUUAACAUAUUAUUGUCAGAAUAUAACCUUCAUGCAUUAUAGCUUGAGGUCCAACCAUGAGGGCUUUAUUCACACAUUGUUAUUGGACGUUGCCCUCCGGAGUGAACCACUUCUUUACGCAGUCGUGGGAUUCUCGGCUUUCCAAUAUGCUGUAGAGAAGCGAGAAGGAAAGAUCCAAGACUUUUUACAAUACUACAACAAGGCAGUAUCAUUACUUUUAAAGUCACUGAGGAAAGGUAUUCGGCAUACUACAGCGACGCUCUUGGCUAUUUUACAGCUGGCAACGAUCGAGGAAUAUCUUGGGGACUGGGCGAAUCUCUUAGGCCAUCAAAAGGCUGCAUACGAAAUCUUAAUAGAUCUAUAUACCCCACAAACGAUCUUUGAGACAGGUAUAGGCCACGCCCUUUUUGGCUGGUAUGCACGUUUCGACGUAAUGGCUGGAAUUAUGGGUGGUUUUGACGCCUCUAUCCCACGAGAAUGGUUUUCAUGUUCACAAGAGUAUUUCAAGAACCAAAUCGCCAUGCACCCGAACAGUUUAGUAUGGAGAAUAGAGCAUCAGAUUUCGGCAGUGCGUCUCAUAGGUAGAGACAUGUCGACGUUAUUUGCGAAGAAGGGAAAAGGGGAAAUAACCCACGAACAAUUUAUUGUUGAGAAUGCAGAGAUGACGCAGAGGAUGGAAGAUUUGAUCGACCCGACAUUAUUAGAUAGUCGAUUUUUGGUUAUGGACUUCUCACCAACGAAAAAACAAGCCAGAGGUCUUUUUGAUCCAUACAUACCGGCGAUGCAGGCACUGCCUGAUAUUGAACAUAUGAGCCAAUUAUCCACCGACUUUUGUCAGCUGUAUGAGGCCAUUCUGCACCAUCCGGAGAUACCCAAGGGAGCGGCGGUAGGUCUCCAAGGAGGUCUUGGUAUUGCUGCGUUUUUCUUACCAAAAGAUGAGGCACAUACUAUGUGGAUGCGCCGAAAGUUGGCAACAAUAGAGUCCCAGGGUUUCAUACAAACCUUUGCAUUCAGGAGCAAAAUGGCUGAGCUUUUUCGAGAUAAUUCUUGCAUGCACUGGUGGCUACCAAAUGACGAAAUGUAUCAUCCAAUCAUUCGCUCAAUACGAAAAUUCGUCGAGGACAGAACGUCAUUGCCAAAGAACUCCGAGAGUAAAGAUGUCCAGGACAUGAAAGCUGUGUUUUCUGCUAUGGAUGUUAGUGACCAGAGUGAUAGCUCACCCCAAAUGACUAGCAAGGGCAAAUCGAUAGCAACGGAAGUGGAUGUAGCUAGCAACUCGGGGUGGUCACCUGCACAAACAAGUAUGGGUUACAGUCAAGACGAAUAUGGAGGCAGCUCUACGAACGAACAAUCUACCUGGGAAGAUCAUGCUGGAGCUGCCGAGUCCGCGUCACGGAAUCCCAAAACCAGUGUGACUAGACUCCUCGAGAGGUUUUCGGAGCAGAGUUCUAUCUUCCAUGAGGUGGAAGGAUGGUCAGAGGAUGCUACGAGGAAACAACCAUUUUAUGCCAUAUAA
Sclerotinia sclerotiorum 1980 UF-70 is the source of this 1995-nucleotide messenger RNA. RefSeq lists its product as hypothetical. Gene Ontology annotation, molecular function: transcription cis-regulatory region binding; DNA-binding transcription factor activity. Gene Ontology annotation, biological process: positive regulation of transcription by RNA polymerase II. Gene Ontology annotation, cellular component: nucleus. Lineage: Eukaryota; Fungi; Ascomycota; Leotiomycetes; Helotiales; Sclerotiniaceae. The coding region runs from base 1 to 1995 and encodes 664 amino acids. The transcript is spliced from 6 exons. The record is from RefSeq and is a predicted model, not a curated record.